Poecilia latipinna (sailfin molly) is the source of this 858-nucleotide messenger RNA. RefSeq names its product von Willebrand factor A domain-containing protein 5A-like. The transcript is spliced from 7 exons. The record is from RefSeq and is a predicted model, not a curated record. Bases 31 to 639 code for a protein of 202 amino acids. NCBI's taxonomy places the organism in Eukaryota, Metazoa, Chordata, Actinopteri, Cyprinodontiformes, Poeciliidae.
ACAAAUGAAGAAACAAAUUAUGGAUCAGUCAUGCCAGAUUCAUUAAGCAUGGAUUCUUUCCAAGAUUAUUGUGGAGCAUUGCCAGAGACUGCAAUUGCGUGGAAUCCUUCCAAUGAUUCUUCUGACAAAGAUCUGGGUGAUUUAAACACUGAAGACAUGCUAGAUUCAUCAAUCAUGGAUUUUGUUUGUGAUGAUGAUUCUGCUGAUGAAUCUGCUGAUGAAACUGAGUUUCUUCAAGUCUUCCCAGAUUCAUAUGGGCUACAAGACGACUCUGAUGAAGAAUCCAGUGAGCCAGAAGUUGUGCUACUCAGUCAAGACCCACUGCUGCAGCUGGUGUCCCUGCAGAAGGCAUCUGGCUGCUGGAAGCUUAAUGCAAAUCUGGCUACUGUGCUGGGAAAGACCAAAGAGGAGGUGGAAAAGGCAAAACCACAGUCGGUCUGCGAUGAAGUGUGGGCCUCCAUUCUGGCUCUGAUUUGGCUUCAUGGUUUUAAAAUGGAUGCUAAAGAGGAGUGGGAGCUUCUGUCUAUGAAGGCUGCAUCAUGGAUUAAAGCUCAGAACGCUCCAUCUGUGUCAGAGUGUGCUGAAGCUGGAAAUACAUUGUUGGGUUGCAGUGUGAAGAAAGAAGCUCUGGGGCUCUGAGGUUUUCCAUAUGAAAGUUGAUGAUGAUCUAAAAGCAGAUUUAGUCUGUUUCUACAAGCUUAUGACUUCACUUUGUUUUUGCAACAACAUUGUUUGCAUGAAAAGGAAACCAGGAGUAACACAUAAAUACAUUUUAAAUACAACUUCUUGUGCAUAUGCAUUUUAACCAGUUUUAAUGAAACAAUGUUCAUGUAAUAAAUAAGAAAAAUGAAAAAGAGA